Molecule: messenger RNA, 2019 nt
Organism: Mixia osmundae IAM 14324
Lineage: Eukaryota; Fungi; Basidiomycota; Mixiomycetes; Mixiales; Mixiaceae
Exons: 7
Coding region: 1-2019 (672 amino acids)
Biological process (GO): regulation of cytokinesis; mitotic spindle organization; protein phosphorylation
Cellular component (GO): spindle pole centrosome; chromosome passenger complex; spindle midzone
Molecular function (GO): ATP binding; protein kinase activity
Source: RefSeq, a predicted model, not a curated record
AUGCCGGUCAUCGAGAACUUGAAGAACUUCAUCCAUCGUGAUCGGGAUCAUCACGCCUCUCCACCUCGUUCGAACAACAACGCCAGCAGCGGCGCUCAUUCAGCCUCGCCCUCCAAACGACAUCACAAUCAACAACCACAGCAGCCCCAAGCUCACCAAGCGCCCAACAGUGCUAUGCAAGCCCAGUAUGCUGCCUAUGCGCCCGAGCCUCACACUCGAUCGGAAGCUCGCGGUUUCGGGGCUGAAAACCCCGCGGCGGCGCCGGCACAUGCCGCAGGCGGUCAAGCUGCCGGAUACGGCUACGCAGGCGCGUCAGGGUCAGCACAGACUGGUACAAAGCCUUUAGGCCAUUCGCCAGGCGUCGAUCCUACCGCGCGCGAAAGAGCGGAACGGAUAGUCAUGGAGCAGAAAGCCGCCAGAGCGAAGCUGCCCUAUUAUGAGGGUCUACCAGCACAAUUCGAGUUGAUGGAGAAGAUGGGAGAUGGCGCAUUCUCAAACGUGUACAAAGCAUAUGAUCGCGUCAACAAGCGGCAGGUAGCAAUCAAAUGCGUCCGCAAAUACGAAUUAUCCAACAACCAGGACAAGCAUCUCACCAAAGACCUCAAAAAGCGCCCUCGUGCCACCGAGCGCGCCAACAUCCUCAAGGAAGUACAAAUUAUGCGAGGACUACGACACGACGGCAUUGUUGAGCUCAUCAGCUUUACCGAAUCAAAAGAGCAUUACUAUCUCGUCCUCGAACUCAUGCCUGGCGGAGAGCUCUUCCAUCAGAUUGUCAAACUCACGUACUUUUCAGAGGAACUCGCUCGACACGUCAUAUUGCAAGUUGCACAUGCUAUCCGGUAUCUGCACGAAGAAAAGGGUGUCAUCCAUCGCGACAUCAAGCCAGAGAACCUGCUAUUCGACAACAUCCCGAUCAUCCCGUCAAAACAUCAGAAGGCUCGCCCGUACGACGAGGAGAAGGAAGACGAGGGCGAGUUUGUGCCAGGCAUAGGCGGCGGCGGUAUAGGCCGCGUCAAGAUCGCCGAUUUUGGUCUUUCGAAGAUCGUGUGGAACGAGGAAACGAUGACACCCUGCGGCACGGUCGGCUAUACAGCUCCAGAGAUCGUCAAGGACGAGCGGUACUCGAAAUCGGUGGAUAUGUGGGCGCUUGGAUGCGUGCUAUACACUUUGCUUUGCGGAUUUCCGCCGUUCUACGAUGAAUCAAUCAACGUCCUCACAGAGAAGGUAGCGCGAGGCUACUACACAUUCCUGAGCCCCUGGUGGGAUGACAUCUCAGCUUCUUCAAAGGACCUCAUCGCGCACUUGCUGUGCGUCGAUCCGGACAAGCGGUUCACCAUCGACGAAUUCCUGGCGCAUCCCUGGUGCCACGAAAAGGCGCCUAGGCCGAAUCUCAAUCCGCAAGAGGUCGCAAACCUACCGCCGCCUCUGGUCAACCAAAAAGCGCAGCAGAUGCCCAUGGACUCGCCUCUGAUGCAGGAUCGACAGAUGGGCGGACGCGCAAUGCCCUCGCCUGGUGUCGCACAGCUCCGAGAAGCCUUUGAUGUGACCUACGCCGUACAUCGCAUGGAGGAAGAAGGCGCACGGAGGAGGGCGUACAAUGGACCUGGUGGUGCCGGCGCGCGCGGAUUUCUGAAUCAACUGAACGAGGAGGACGAGGACGAAGACAUCGAGAUCACUCGGCGAAAGUACGGCAACGAGGUCUCUGCCGCCAUCCAGGAGAAGCAGGCACGACAGGCACGCGAGAGAGCGGAAGAGGAAGCCGCUAUAGCCGCCGGCAGCAAGCCGCGCACCAAAGCGACAACGCAAGGCUAUCAGGGCUGGGGCGGCGCUGAUCGCAAACUCGCAGAGGCAACACUGUACUCUUCCGGACGAGCCGGUACGCGUGAUACCGGACGCAGAAAUAAUUUUGAUCUUACACUCAACAAUGCAACCCUGCUCGGCAGAAGGAACAAGGCAGGCACUGCACCGACACCGAGCCUCGGCGGUCUACCACCGAUGGCGCCAAUGCGAGUUGACUAG